AACCAUAAUACAAUUUUAUAUCACAAACACCCAAACACGCAUCCAUCCAGCAAAGUACAUCUCUCAGCACUAUCACUUGUCCCAGCACACCCUUAUCGCUAGACAGACAAGUAUACAACCAUAAGCAAUGUCCGUUUAAGAUCGGAGAGAGAAGUAAGCACGGCUGUGCAAUCUUACAAGAAGAAACACACGCACACAUUUGACAUCUUUCUGUCGUAUAGCUUCCGCAUUUGACAAAAUGGGUUCACCUGCUGGAUCUGGACCAGCCUCUGUGGUAGGCCAAACGGCAACGAUCACAUCCCGAUAUCCCAAAUUGGAUGGCGUAUUGUAUCAUUUUUAUGCAAAAACAUCCGCUGUGAUCACUUCAUGCCGCCUAACACACUUUGAAGGAUCAGAACCUUUGGGUGGAAGUAGUUCAACCUCUUCACGACAAUUACGACAGCUCAGAAGGAAUUCCUCCGAAUCUGCAAGCGCAAGCACGGCGACCAAUCCAGGCGUGAAUCGAACUGGUUCUACGUCUGGAAGUACAGGCAGAAAGGUUAGCAAAUGGUUUGCGCUUGAUAUUGAUGAUCAAGAUGUCUUUCGAGAUGAGAUUAGGUUAUGGCGUAACAUAUCUACUUUGAUACCCAAUUGGCUUUUGGAUCAACCUCCUUCUACUUUGCCUCAUCAAGGUGCAGCAUAUGUCCCACCUAUGUUUCUCGACAUCGUUUUGGAUACGUCAAAUCUCACUUCGAGUCAUGUUCUCAUGAUUGAUGAAUUGCAAGACGAUCGCAGAACUAGACGAAGAGUACGAGUUGAUGGUCAAGAUACCGGUUCGAGUCCACGCAGAUCAGGCGAACGAUUAGAGCCUCAAGGUGACAAAGAACAAAGAGGCAGAGAUGAAGCGUUAGAUGUACAUCGAGAAAGCAUCCUUUUAGAAAGCUGGAGGUUAGACUUUGCCAUUCAUAAUCCGCCUAACCCUCCUGACCUGCCAACGUUAUACAAGCAUGCAACUGCACAUUUUCGCGAAGCUUAUGCAUUUGUGACCGAUUUACCGAGUUAUGCGCUACACAAACGUUUAAAACAGAUUUGGGAGAGCAAUUUGGAAAGAAGAAGAGCCAGAACGCAAGAAGGCAAUGUCAACGAUCUUGAAGAAGAGCAAGACGAAGAUGAUGAACUGGCAAAUUUGCUGAAGGUUGGCGUACGCAUGGCUAUAGGGAGACCAGGAGAAACGGAGGAAGGACAUAUUGGGCUUCGUGAGCCUGUAGGAUCAAUGAUGCAUUCUAGCGAUGGAUCAGGAAGGGUAACAAGGUCUUAUUCUUUCGCACCAAUCUUGACCCCUGUUGGCUCUUUGAGCUUUUCGGUGGAGUAUAGGCGAAAUGUGGACUUUUACGUGGAAGAUUGGCAUGUGAUUCAGAGUAUGCGUGAGAUUGCACUUGAUGAAGAUUAUUUCAAGCCAACGAUGGCAAAACAUCUUCAAAGACGUGCAUCUGUACAACGUCAAAGGCAAAACUCUCAAGGCUCCCUUUCAAGUUCACCAGCAUCUUUUGGCGAUAAGAGAUCUCUUUUGGCGCAAACUUCCAGUCAAAAGACGGGCGAAGAGCAUCCUUCCAGUCAUUCACCUUCGGAUACUACAGCUCCAAAAUCCACGCCAAGCGUAUUCGGUACUUCUCUAGGAUCGACAUCGGGAAGACCUGUGGCAGGUCUAUCGAAUCUACGUGCAAGUCCAUCUGUGGCCGGCUAUAGUGCCAGUCCAGCAACAGCAACUUUGGGUAGUUUGGCGAGUGGCAAUAGUGGUACAUCGAGCCCUGCUUUGUCGUCUGCUUUGACUUCUGAUGCAGCCUUUUUGACCCAUACAAGACGUCCAAGUAUCAGCAGCGGUAGUGAGAGACGGUUACGAUCUUUCACAUCUUUGGGUACAGGUCAAGACAAAGAAUCGCCGCCUUCACCCAGCGUUAGUGGGAGACCGAUCUUAUCAAGAACAUCGAUCAGCAACGCAUUCCCGCGGUCGGGGUCAUACACUACAAGUGAAUCCGCAGAAGAUCAUUCAAAGUCUUCUAAUGAAGGCAAUUCAACUUCAGGAACUUCUCGCGCAAUUACUCGUCGUGAUGAUCACCAUCCUUCUUCUCCGAUGCAAGUCUCAUCUAUCGCAUCAUCUGCAUUCCCACGUACUCGUGGGCUCAAUCGAACGCAAGUGGAUGAAAUGCUGCAAAAGAUGCAAAAUAGUGUGCGAGAAUACAGUACUUCAGUGGGCACCAGUCGUAGUAGUCCAGCAAGCGGAGGUCAUGCAACUUCUUCAUCAGGAGGACAAAGUCAACCUGGACAUUCUCCGCCCGUCCAGUAUGGCGGCUUACAAAGUACCAGCUUCACACGUAGUCCAUUGAGUAGAGGAUCUUAUAGUGCCACAACGUCUACAAAGCCGGCUGUUGAUCAAGAUGUAGGCUCUGCCCGUAAGAAUGUUCCAAUGGAAGCUAUUGCCAGUGGUGAUGGAGUUGAGAGUAGAGACGUAUCCUUAAGCAAUACCCACGAUAGAUUACUUGCUGCUGCUCCAAGUGUUGCACCAUCAAGGCAAGAAGCGUCAAGUGUGGCUCCUAUUGAUACCGCUCAAAACACAGACCAAGAAGGCGCUGCUGAUGCAAAGAGAGAUAGCCGAGAGGAAGCACGUUUAAGUCAUUCGCAUCCCGGACGUGCUCGAUCUCGUGGAUCACUGGAAUUGUACGCACCUCAUUCUUACGAUCCAUUGGAUGAUGAAACAGCUGGUCGAUUAGAGCUUGCAACAGAUGAAUCAUUGACGGAGAUGCGUAAUGCACAAGCACAAGGCCGUCAAGGUUUCCAUGGUGUGUCUGGCAUUAGUGGCGGUUAUGCAAAUAAUAAUGGUACUGAAGAAGAAUCGCGAAGAAGACUUGCAAAUAUGGAACUUGCACGUAAUUUCACAAACACAGUCAGCAAUCGCGGUGGAAAUGGUCGUUCGGCAUCAACUACGGGCAGAACGAGUAUGAGUCCUUGGCGACAAAGAGGUUUUCAUCCUGCUCCAAGUGGAACGGUAACCAAUAGUCCGGGCGAUGUUCAUUCUACGCAUUUCCAUAGCGCUCAUCCUUAUCAUCAUGCACAUCAAAGUCACUUGAAUGCUUCAAGACACGCACAAACAACAAGUUCAAGUAACACCCCUCCCGCAAAUCGAAGUGGUCGUUCUAGUACUGUUCAACCUUCAUCACCUGCGGGUAGUCCUCCAAUGGACUAAACGAACGGCCUCUCCCCAAUCGUCACCUCUCAUCGUUCCGUUGGCAAAAAUAAUUAUUAAUAUCUUGCAAUAGGACUAGUAUACAUGCAACUAAAGCGUUGUGUAAUGGUUAGGUAGAAGAUUCUUCGAGAAGUAGAUCAAUGAGUUCAGAUGGUCCGAU
Molecule: messenger RNA, 3380 nt
Organism: Meira miltonrushii
Lineage: Eukaryota; Fungi; Basidiomycota; Exobasidiomycetes; Exobasidiales; Brachybasidiaceae
Exons: 3
Coding region: 239-3220 (993 amino acids)
Biological process (GO): autophagosome assembly; mitophagy; protein localization to phagophore assembly site
Cellular component (GO): Atg1/ULK1 kinase complex; extrinsic component of membrane; cytosol
Source: RefSeq, a predicted model, not a curated record